This is a messenger RNA of Haemonchus placei, 1074 nucleotides long. NCBI's taxonomy places the organism in Eukaryota, Metazoa, Nematoda, Chromadorea, Rhabditida, Trichostrongylidae. The record is from the annotation of a GenBank genome assembly.
AUGAUUUGUUCGACAAUCCGUUUCGGUAAAGGAGUCACAUCGGAAAUCGGCUACGACGUAAGGAACUUAGGUGCAAAACACACUCUCGUAGUCACCGAUAAAAACGUCGCGAACACCACGGGAUUCAAGACCGUCUCACACUCACUGAAAUCGUUUGGCUUGAAAUUUACGGUAUUUGACGACGUGCAGAUUGAACCAUCAGAUGAAAGCAUGCUGAAAGCAGUGGAAUUUGCUCGUAACGCUGGAUGUGACUCGUUUGUGGCUGUUGGUGGCGGAUCAGUUAUAGAUACGACAAAGGCGGCAGCCUUGUACUGCUCGAAUCCACAGGCGGACUUUUUCGAUUUCGUUUGUCCACCAUUUGGCAAGAAUCUCGUUCCACAAAAUCCAAUGUUACCGUUGAUAGCCGUUCCUACGACGGCUGGGACCGGCAGUGAAACGACAGGUGCUGCAAUUAUGGACCUCCCAAAGCAUCGAUGCAAAUCCGGUAUCAGACAACGUAUGCCUCGAAACGUAGCCAUCUAUUCCGGCUUUGACGUCCUUUGCCAUGCUCUCGAAAGCUUUACGGCGUUGCCCUACACGAAGCGGGUCCCUCGCCCACUACGACCUGACCUUCGCCCUCUCUAUCAGGGAUCGAAUCCUAUCAGCGAUGUAUGGAGUCAGGAAGCGCUACGGAUAAUCGGUAAAUACUUCCGGCGAAGUGUGUUUGACAGUUCUGAUGAGGAGGCGAGAGAAAAAAUGCUGCUAGCCAGUACAUUUGCUGGAGUUGGUUUCGGUAACGCCGGUGUCCACCUCUGCCACGCGCUCAGCUAUCCGAUCAGUUCUCAAGGGCACUCAUAUUUUGAUAAAGACUAUCCGGAUAAGAAGCCCCUCAUCCCACAUGGACUCUCUGUAGUAACCACGGCUGUGGCUGAUUUUGAGUAUCUGACACCUGCCUGUCCAGAACGACAUGCUCAGGCGGCUCGACAACUUGGAGCAACAAUACCGGUUAGUGGGUUCAAUACAUCUAUCAAAAAAUUAAGUUAUUACUCUAGCCAGUCAAAAAAAAAAUAUUACGGUACGUCGGACAUUCACUGA